UAUAUAUACAUCUGCAUAUGUCAUGGUAUGUCAUUAGUGAUCAGCUGUUUGUCAAAAAUAUUUUAACGCAUACAAACUUUUGUAGAUUUUUAUGUAAUAUAAGACCGAUAUAUAACUCAUGAAGAUAAAUUAUAGUUUUCAAUAUGUAUAUUUACAAUUACAAUGAUAUAAAUUCCUGUAUCAUGGAACAAAAUUAUCUACUAAUUCCAGACGAUGACGUAGCGUGAUAUAAUGAUUCCAACAAAGAGUUAAACAAUGCUCAAUAUAAUAAGAGUUUUAAAUACGCGUUGUAUGCGCGUUCUAGUUAAUAUUAAUACAUUUUAACAGUUUAUUAUUACGUUGUCAUAUAGUAAAAUCAGUUUCUUUUAUGUAAUUUAAUUUUGCACAGUGAUGUAUCAUUGUUCACAGUAUAAUUUAUAAAAAAAUAAAAUGGAACGUAUAAAUAUUAUAGGAUGGAAACGUUAUGUGCUGGUACAACCACCUUUAAUGAUGAUGAUAUUUGCUCAAGCAAUAACAAGUAACAUUUUAACAGAUUUAAUAGUAUAUCGUACCUGUAGUAUAACAUUAGACAUAAAUAAAACAGAAUGUUUACUAUUACAUAAAAAUAGCAGCUGCACAGAAGCAUUGAAAAUAGAUGAACAAGUUCAGCCUAAAGCAAGCUUAAUUUUGAUGAGUAAAUCAUUUAUUGAAAGUAUUAUACCUGCUUUACUAUCUUUAUUUUUGGGACCAUGGAGUGAUCUGUAUGGAAGGAAACUUAUUAUAUUAUCAGGAUACGCUGGUAAAUCACUGACGUAUUUCAUUCUAUCUAUUAUGACCAUUUAUGAUAUCAGUCCAUGGUUUUUAUUAAUUGCAUAUAUUCCAUAUGCAUUCUCUGGAGGAUUUAGUAUAAUUUUAUUGGGUACUAUUUGUUAUAUUUGUGACAUAUCAAAUGAACAAGAAAGAGGCUGGCAAUUAGCUUGGAUGGAGGCUUUAAUAUCUAUUGGUGUUUUAACUGGUAUAUUAGCUGGCCCUGUUAUUUUUCAAGCAUAUGGGUAUGUAGCUGUGUUUGGUAGUGCUGCUGUAUGUUGUGUGUUAGCAGGAUUGCACAUUUACUUUUUAGUACCUGAGACCAUAUACAACAGAAAUUCAAUAACUCUUGGAACAAUGUUUGAUAUACAUCUAGUCAAAAGACUUAUUAACACGUGUAUUCAAAAAAGAGAAGGAUUCAAUAGAUAUAUAGUUUGGUGCUGCAUAACUUCCAUUAUUUUAAUGGUUGUAGUCUUAGAAGGAGAAAUGACUAUUGGCUUCUUAUUUGUAAAUGCUAGACUUGGUUGGGAUGUAAAUACAUAUUCCAUUUAUGUAGCUACUAAUAUAAUACUCAAAAUUCUUGGAAUUCUAAUUGGUGUUAAAAUUUUGGUAGUAUUCGGAGGACUUUCUGAAGAAGUAACAGCUAUAUUAUCAUUGUUUUCUUCCUUAAGCAGUUCCAUAGUAGAAAGUUUCACAUUAAAAUCUUGGCAUAUGUAUUUAUCAGCAGUUGUAGGAAUGUUUAGUGGUGUUGCCAGUCCUAUGAUUCGUACUACAUUGUCUAAGUCAGUGCCUCCAGAGGAUAAUGGUAAGGUGUUUUCUAUGACAGUAUCUAUUGAAACAUUGACUCCAUUUUUAGCAUCUUCUUUAUACAGCAUAAUUUAUUCAUAUUUUAUGCCACCUAUAUACCCAGUACCUGUAUGGUUUGUAUCUGUAGGUAUUUUUAUCAUUGUAAUAUUUCUGUUGAUAAACAUAAAAAUUCAAAGUACAAGACAAAGUAACCCUGUAAGAUAUGUGCCACUGCCACAAGAUAGUGAAAUAUUAACAUAAUUUUACAUCAAUACUGCGAUGCUGUAAAAAACUGUGGUUAUAAAAAAAGAUAUAAUGAAUGUACAUAUAUUUUGUAACUUUUUUAAUGCAAAAAUAUAAAAUAAAAUUGAA
Messenger RNA from Osmia bicornis bicornis, 1944 nucleotides. RefSeq names its product proton-coupled folate transporter-like. Gene Ontology annotation, cellular component: membrane. Bases 430 to 1833 code for a protein of 467 amino acids. The record is from RefSeq and is a predicted model, not a curated record. Gene Ontology annotation, biological process: transmembrane transport. The transcript has 6 exons. Gene Ontology annotation, molecular function: transmembrane transporter activity. Lineage: Eukaryota; Metazoa; Arthropoda; Insecta; Hymenoptera; Megachilidae.